AUGGCCCCCAAACGGCAAUCUGCACUCCUGCCUCAGCCCAAGAAACCCAAAUUGGCUCCUGCCCCAAAGCUGGAGGACAAGUCGGCCUCUCCCAGCCUGCUGAAGGGACAAAAAGAACAGCAAGAAGCAAUUGAACACAUUGAUGGAGUUCAACAUGAAACAGACAGACUUGAUGAACAAGCCAGUGGGGGCAUUCUGAAAGUAGAACAAAAAUAUAACAAACUCUGCCAACUAUUUUUUCAGAAGAGGUCAGAAUUGAUCGCCAAAAUCCCAAAUUUUUGGGUAACCACAUUUGUCAACCAUCCACACGUGUCUGCACUGCUUGGGGAGGAAGACGAAGAGGGUCUACAUCACUUGACCAGAGCUGAAGUGACAGAAUGUGAAGACAUUAGAUCAGGUUACAGAAUAAAUUCUUAUUCUGAUGAAAAUCCUCACUUUGAAAAUAAAGUUCUCUCCAAAGAAUUUCAUCUAAAUGAGAGUGGCAACCCAUCUUCAAAGUCCACUGAAAUCAAAUGGAAAUCUGGAAAGGAUUUGACAAAAUGCUCAAGUCAAAGGCAGAGUAAGGCCAGCAGGAAGAGGUUGUACGAAGAGCCGGAGCUGCUUUACCAGUUGACUGACCAUUCUGAUGUCGGUGCAGCUGAGUUAGGAGAGGUCAUCAGAGCCGGUGUUUGGCCAAACCCCUUGCAACACUAUUUGGUUUCUGAGAUGGAUGAUGAAGAAGGAGAGGCAGAUGAUGAUGAUGAUGAAGAAUAG
Messenger RNA from Onychomys torridus (southern grasshopper mouse), 753 nucleotides. RefSeq names its product protein SET-like. The record is from RefSeq and is a predicted model, not a curated record. Bases 1 to 753 code for a protein of 250 amino acids. Gene Ontology annotation, cellular component: chromatin; nucleus. The transcript has a single exon. Lineage: Eukaryota; Metazoa; Chordata; Mammalia; Rodentia; Cricetidae. Gene Ontology annotation, molecular function: chromatin binding; histone binding. Gene Ontology annotation, biological process: nucleosome assembly.